Messenger RNA from Phytophthora sojae, 576 nucleotides. RefSeq lists its product as hypothetical. The coding region runs from base 1 to 576 and encodes 191 amino acids. The record is from RefSeq and is a predicted model, not a curated record. NCBI's taxonomy places the organism in Eukaryota, Oomycota, Peronosporomycetes, Peronosporales, Peronosporaceae. The transcript is spliced from 4 exons.
AUGAAGGCGGAGGUGGACCCCUACGACAACUGGAUCAUGGACCACAUCGUGGCCAACAAGGGCACCACCACCAAGCUUACCAGGGAGAUCGCGGCUAAGCUCCAGCCAAUGUUGGCUUGUCAACACGCCGCGUGGAACCGCUGGCUCAUUGGCUACAACUGCUGGCCGUACAACCAGAUCAAGGUCAACAUUGUCGGCUGGGCUGCGAGAGAGGCCUCGGACCUGGAGUGGUCGGACGAGUCGCUCGGCAAGAUCUACAUCGGCGACCUCGACAAGGACGGAUCUCCCCACCUAGCGGCUGCGAUGAGAAGCGAUUAUGGUGGCGGCUUGGGAACGUACAAUUUCCAGCAGGUGGACCUCGACGACAUGCUUGCGCACCUCGACGACAAGGAGCUCGAGAUCGUGUCGCACGAGAUGGACCACGGCUUCGGACUGCCGGACUUUUACGAGGAGCCCAAACCCGACAACUUCCCGCCCACCCUCAUAGACGCCUUCACCUCGUCCACCGUCCGCGACACGGACGGCUGGAUGCUGCGCCUCGUGCUCGAGAACAAGAAGUCCAAGUACGACUUCUGA